Castor canadensis (American beaver) is the source of this 744-nucleotide messenger RNA. NCBI's taxonomy places the organism in Eukaryota, Metazoa, Chordata, Mammalia, Rodentia, Castoridae. The record is from RefSeq and is a predicted model, not a curated record.
AUGAAGACAGAAGAUGAUUUGGAAUCACCUCAUCCAGAGUCAUUUUUUUUUCUUAAUGAAUCUGGAAUUGUGGGGAACAUCUUUAUAUUUGUGAUUCAUGUAUACACUUUUGUCACAGGUCCUGACAGAAAACCCACAGACCUUAUCCUAAUUCACCUGGCUUUUUCAAAUACAAUCAUUAUUUGUAGCACAGGUAUCAGAGACAUAGCCACUGUCUUUUAUUUCAGAAACAUCAUAAGUAAUGUUGGUUGUAAAACUGUGACUUAUCUGGGAAGGGUGGCUAGGGGCCUUUCCAUCUGCACCACAUGUCUCCUCAGUGUGGUCCAGGCUGUCACCAUCAGUCCUAGGAACACACUGUGGAGAAAGCUCAAACCACAGAACACAUGGCAAGUUCUUCCCUCUCUCCUCUUUUUUUGGAUUCUUAAUUCUCUGAUCAGCUCCAACUUGCUCCAGUACAUCACAGCAGUCAAUAACACAAAUGGAUCUGGAAUUGGAAUGUAUAUUGGAUAUUGUUACAUGCUACCAUCUAGGCAAGUAGUUAGGUGGCUUUUCCUCUGUCUCAUGGCUUUUCAGGAUGUCAUCUUUCAGAGUCUCAUGGGCUUGAGCAGGUACAUGGCUUUCCAUCUGUAUAAGCAUCAGAGUGUCUUCUACCUUCAUAGCUCCAGGUUUGCAAACAAUUCCAGGACAUCCAAACGACGUCCUUUGGUUUCUCCUGCGUUUGUUAGGCGGGAAAGGCGGUGGUAA